AUGAUUUUAAAUGCUUCAAAUGAUCUUCCAUCACCAGUGACGGCUCAGAAAUACCGUAUGGAAAUGCUCUAUGAGGGACCACAUGACGAUGAGGCCGCUACUUGCGAUCCAAAUGGACCCUUGAUGAUGUACAUCUCAAAGAUGUUGCCCACUUCCGGCAAGGGACGUUUCUACGCUGUUUCUCAGGUCUCAGGUCGCGUCUUCUCAGGAAAGGUCGCCACUCGAAUGAAAGCCCGAAUCCAAGAACCCAACUAUCCGCCCGGAAAGAAGGAAGACCUCUACGAGAAGACCAUUCAGCGCACCAUCCUCAUGAUGGGCCGCUACACCGAGCCAAUUGAAGACAUUCCAUCCGGAAAUAUUGCUGGUCUCGUCGGUGUCGAUCAAUACCUCGUCAAGGGAGGAACAAUCAUCACCUUCAAGGACGCCCAC
Molecule: messenger RNA, 429 nt
Organism: Mesorhabditis belari
Lineage: Eukaryota; Metazoa; Nematoda; Chromadorea; Rhabditida; Rhabditidae
Source: the annotation of a GenBank genome assembly